This is a messenger RNA of Colletotrichum acutatum, 771 nucleotides long. RefSeq names its product short-chain dehydrogenase/reductase SDR. The record is from RefSeq and is a predicted model, not a curated record. Lineage: Eukaryota; Fungi; Ascomycota; Sordariomycetes; Glomerellales; Glomerellaceae. Gene Ontology annotation, molecular function: oxidoreductase activity. Bases 1 to 771 code for a protein of 256 amino acids. The transcript is spliced from 3 exons.
AUGGCAUUAGACGCACUCCCAAUCAUAGUCAUUAUCGGCGGCGGCGGCAUAGGUCUCGCAACAGCCCAUCGCCUCGGCUCAGGCCACCACAUUCUCUUCGCGAGCCGCUCCCCGUCCACCAUCUCCGCCGGCGCUGAGUCUCUCAAACAAGCAGGCCACAGAGUCACGACGCAGCAAGUCGACGUGACAUCCUACGAAUCCGUCGCCUCCCUCGCGAAAACAGCCUCCCCGACAAUGGGGUCCGCGGAAAUGAUUCUUGCUGUGGAUGUAGUGGGAACAGCAAACGUGAUUGAAGUCUUUGGGAAAGAAGUCGAGAUGCCGUACGGCUCGUCGGUGGUUUGCGUGGGGAGUAUGGGCCAGCACAUGAUCCCGCCGCUCUCCGCGGCCCUCGAACGACACCUCGCGACCGCGCCGCGGACAUCCCUUCUGGAGAACAAGGAACUCCACGGGCUUAUCGCGGGGGCGGCUGCUGCGUCCGAGGCGUACGCGGGGAGAGGCGUGCGGGUGAACCUUGUUGCGCCGGGGAUGACGGAGACGAAGAUGCUGGCGGCGGAGAUGGAGGGGGCGAGUGGGGCGGGGAUCAGGGAGAUGAUGAAGGCGCAUCCUUUCAAGAGAGCGGCGACGGCAGAGGAGGUUGCUGAUGCGGUUGGGUUUGUGGCGGGGUGUCGAUAUGUCAAUGGGACUGAUGUGUUGAUUGAUGGGGGGUGGUUGGCGAAGUUGAGGUGGGGGGAGGGGCCGAUUGUGGAGGAGAUGAAGAAGCAUAUGGCGUAG